CUUGUAUGGGCUUCGGAUAUUGUUGAACAUCGCUCAAGCAUUCGAUCUUUCUAGCUGCUUACGAUCGAGUCGUCAAAUUUGAAAACAUCAGAGGCGUCUUCACAAGUCUCGACUCACAAACAAUACCCACCACAUCGCUAAACCGAUCGCCACUCACGAUGACUCAGCGACCUCAAUUCUCACGUUCGAGUUCGUAUGGACGCAAAGUUGUUCGACAUAGUCAUCAUUCCUCAACAACUUCCAUGAAGCUACAGAGUCCAACGAAAAGUACACACCAUAGCGGCGCUAGGCGUGACGAUCAGCGGAAUUCUCAUGAGAGCGAUGAUGACUCAGGGGCCGGUUUUCUUCAAUUCUGUGCCACAUGUGAGAAGCAAAUCGUGUCGCCAGGUCAGGCCUUAUAUUGCUCCGAGAGCUGUCGGAAACGCGACAAUGUGCUGGACGAAUACCUAUCUUCACCAAUGCCAUCUCCAUUACUAUCACCAUCGUCACCACUACACGAAAUACCGCACUACCCGCACUUCGACAUUGUCCCACAACGCUCUCCAACGGUCCUGAAACCAUUGUCAUUUUCUUUCGCCGGCUUAUCAAUGGCAGACCAAGGCUCACGUCAGGAUCAUGAUCGUGACCAUCGAUACAACCCUCGCCAACUCUACGAGACGGCAAGAUCAAUGACAUAUCUCCCAAGCGAUCAUGUCUCAUAUCAGUCGACUGGACAGCGCCGCAACCAAGGGACGCGCGCCUCAGCCGAUAGCUACAUUCCGUCGCUCUCGCACACGCCGGGUUCAUCUUACGGCACACUCAAUUCAAGCUCAUCAUACCAGCUGCCACAGAGCUCUCGAUUUCCCCAACGUGCAAUGUCCUUCGCUGCUACCUCUGCGGAAAUUGGCCUGUCGCAGCCGAGAACAACUUCGGCACUUUCGGAAGCAGCGGCGUCGGCACACAUGUUACGUGAUGCUAGCAUGAAGAGCAGCGUCAGUACUUUGACAUCAUUCCGGUUCGUCGAGGCGGAUAAGUCAUCCUCAGGUGCGAGCAUACGGAGCCCGGACGGAGAUGAACCCGGGCCACCGACGGAGUUCGCUCACGUUAGCAGCUCGCUCCGCAGAUUGUACUCUGCAAAACAGCCGUUAAAGUCGCCUCGCUCAUGAGCGCUGGACUUGACGAGCGACCGCCUCUGUGAAUCAUGUUAUUUUGUCGGCGAACUCUUGGGAUGUUGUGGCAUAUGGAUGCGGCUUUGCAUUUUCGGAAACUAGGCAUUGAAGCGGCACAGUG
Messenger RNA from Dissoconium aciculare CBS 342.82, 1269 nucleotides. RefSeq lists its product as uncharacterized. The transcript has 3 exons. Bases 159 to 1145 code for a protein of 328 amino acids. The record is from RefSeq and is a predicted model, not a curated record. Lineage: Eukaryota; Fungi; Ascomycota; Dothideomycetes; Mycosphaerellales; Dissoconiaceae.